Molecule: messenger RNA, 2702 nt
Organism: Cannabis sativa
Lineage: Eukaryota; Viridiplantae; Streptophyta; Magnoliopsida; Rosales; Cannabaceae
Product: putative disease resistance RPP13-like protein 1
Exons: 1
Coding region: 267-2702 (811 amino acids)
Biological process (GO): defense response to other organism
Molecular function (GO): ADP binding
Source: RefSeq, a predicted model, not a curated record
UCUCAUCAACUCCUUUAACUUCUUUUGAUAAGAACAUAAAACCUGAGAUAGAAGAGACACUAGAGAAGUUGAAGUUUCUUCUAGACCAUAAAGAUCUUGGUCUGGAACGUGUGAGAAAUCAUAAGAAGCCAGAGAGGGUAUGUGGUCCUUUGGUGGAAGAAUCUGAUGUUUAUGGAAGAGAUGUUGAUAAAGAAGCUAUUGUUAAGUUGCUUCGGUCCGAUGACACAACUGGUGGUGACAAAUUGUCAGUGAUCCCAGUAGUGGGUAUGGGCGGUAUUGGAAAGACUACUCUUGCUCAACUUGUAUACAACGACGACAAAGUCAUUAAAAUGUUUGAUACCAGAGUUUGGGUUACUGUGGGAGACGAUGACAAGGUGAAUAGUUCUAAAGUGAUGAAAACAAUUAUUCUGAAGGUCACAUCUGCCAAAUGUGAAAGCGAAGAGGAGUUUGAGGUAUUAAAUGAAGUUAAGAAGGUUUUGACUGGGAAGAAGUUUCUCAUCGUUCUUGAUGAUGUUUGGGAUGAAGAUAGCAGCAGAUGGGAUGUUAUAAAAAGUACUUUUCAAUCUGGGUUGCAUGGAAGCAAGAUCAUAGUGACAACACGUAGCAAUAGGGUUGCAUCAAUAAUGGGAACUAAGUCAUCAACUUAUUCCCUAAGCACUAUAUCUUUUGACAAAGGCUGGCAGUUAUUUGUUAGAUGUGCUGCAAUCGAUGUCAACUCACACGAGUACUCAGAUUUGCAAGCAAUUGGUCGAAAAAUUGUUGAAAAGUGUAAUGGUCUUCCUCUAGCUAUAAAAUCACUUGGGGGACUUUUACGUGGGAAGCAAAAUAAAGAGGAUUGGGAUGACAUAUUAAACAACGAUAUAUGGGAGUUGUAUGAGAGGGAGAGUGUAGGUAUUCUUCCAGCUUUAUGGCUGAGCUAUUUUUAUUUACCUUCACAUUUGAAGUCUUGUUUCUCCUAUUGUGCUAUAUUUCCUAAAGAUUAUGAAUACAAUGAAGAAGAGAUGAUCUUAUUGUGGAUGGCUGAAGGUCUUUUACUUCCUAGCAAGGGAAUGAGAAUUGAAGAAAUAGGAAAGAAGUGCUUUAAAGAUCUAAUCUUAAUGUCAUUUUUUCAACCAUCAAAUUACAAUAGGAAGGAGCCAACUUUUCUCAUGCAUGAUCUUAUACACGAUUUGGCAAUAUUUGUUUCUGGUGAGUUUUGUUAUAUGAUGAAUAAUAGCAGUAAAUUCUCACAUAAGGUUCGCCAUUUUUCGUACAUGCAAGAAUGUGCAAAAGCUAAUGAACCUAAGGAAUUUGAGGAGUUAUUUAAAGCUAAGUGCUUGCGUACCAUAUUGUGGCAACAAGGUUCAAGCCAACUAAAGUUGUUAAAGAUUGAGCACUUGGAUACAUCAUUUCCAAGCUUGAGAGUACUAUCCAUAAACGACUGUUAUACCACAAAGCUUCCUAAUUCAAUAGGAAAUUUGAAGUAUUUAAGGUAUUUGAAGUUAGAUUGUGAAGAUAUUGAAGAGAUACCUAAUACAAUAUGUGAGUUGUAUAAUUUGGAGACUUUGUUGUUGACGGAAUGUGAAGGAGUUACUCGACUACCGAAUGAUAUAGGAAAUUUAAUCAAGUUGCGACAUCUUACUGUUCCUUGGAAAUUAGAAGAGAUGCCAUUGCAGUUGGGGAAGCUACAAAAACUGCAAACACUAAAUAAAUUUGUUGUGGGGAAUAGUAAAGAUUGUGGUAGCAUUAAGAUGUUGGAAAACCUUCAAGAACUACGAGGAAGUCUUUCUAUUCACGGAUUAAGAAAUGUGAGUAGCCUUGAGGAAGUUUCAGAUGCAACACCAUUAUUGAAGAGUAAGAAGUUUCUUAGUCUAUAUUUGGGAUGGGCCGGUAAUCAUAAAGCUGAACUUGAUUUGCACAAAGAAAGAGAGCUACUCAAUUCCCUCCAGCCACAUCCAAACCUGAGGGAACUUACAAUUUGGAGUUACAAAGGCAACUGUUUCCCAAAUUGGAUGGGAGAUUGUUGCUGCUUGUCUAAUUUAGUAAGCCUGAAGAUGGUAAAUUGUCAUAAUUGCAUCUGCUUGCCGUCGUUGGGACAACUGCCUUCUCUCAAAGUUCUUUUCAUUGAGCAUUGUGGUGUGGUGAGAAUAGAUUCAGAGUUUUAUUGCUCUACUAGUACUAGUAUUGAUUCUUCAAUUGCAAUACAAACAAAGCCAUUCUUUAGAUCUUUGGAGAACUUGAAAUUUGAAUAUUUGUCUAAGCUUGAAGAGUGGUCAUUUAUAGAAGGUGGAGUUUUUCCUCGUCUUAAGAAUCUGCAAUUUAAGUGGUGUGAGAGACUCAAAGUGUCAUUGUUAGCAGAUCAUUUUCCGUCAUUGACAGAGCUUGAAAUAGUUGAUUGUGAGGAACUAAUACCAUUAUUACUCCCAAGAGCUCAACUCAUGGAGGCCCCUUUGAUCAGUUUAAAGAGAAUCAUGAUUAGCGAGUGUUUCAACUUGACGCGCUUUGACGACACGGCCUUUCAGCACCUCACCUCCCUUGAGGAGUUGAAAAUUAGACAUUGCAGUAACCUCCAAUGCUUGCCAAAAGAACUACCCACUUCUCUUUCUGAUCUUUACAUCACUGGUUGUAAAUUGCUAAGACCACGAGUCGAGAGGGAGACAGGGAAGGACUGGCCAAUUAUUGCUCACAUCCCAAAUAUAAUUGUGGAUGACAAGAAAACAUAG